Miniopterus natalensis is the source of this 446-nucleotide messenger RNA. RefSeq names its product biogenesis of lysosomal organelles complex 1 subunit 3 (gene BLOC1S3). The record is from RefSeq and is a predicted model, not a curated record. Gene Ontology annotation, cellular component: BLOC-1 complex. NCBI's taxonomy places the organism in Eukaryota, Metazoa, Chordata, Mammalia, Chiroptera, Miniopteridae.
UCCCUCCGUCCAGACGCCGCACUUCCUCUGGGUACCGCAUCCCGCAGGCUCCGAGCUUUCUCGACCCGCUCUGUGCCAUGGCCUCUCAGGGUCGUCGGCGGAGGCCGCCGCGGAGGCCCGAGACGGUGGUGCGGGGAGAGGCGGCCGAGACGGAUUCGGAGCUCUCGGCGUCCUCGUCGGAGGAGGAGGAGCUCUACCUCGGCCCCUCGGGCCCGACGCGCGGCCGCCCCACCGGGCUGCGGGUGGCCGGAGAGGCCGCGGAGACCGACUCUGACCCGGAGCCGGAACCGACGGCCGCGCCAAGGGACUUGCCUCCGCUCGUGGUGCAGCGGGAAACGGCCGGGGAGGCCUGGGGUACGGAGGAGGCGCCGGCGGCCGCCUUUGCACCCUACAGUCCCCGUGAUCCUGGGCUGAAGCAGUUAAUUAAGGAGGUGGCGCAGCUGUGA